Messenger RNA from Protopolystoma xenopodis, 321 nucleotides. The record is from the annotation of a GenBank genome assembly. Lineage: Eukaryota; Metazoa; Platyhelminthes; Monogenea; Polystomatidea; Polystomatidae.
AUGCAAUGGGCUCCAGUCUGUGCGUUGCAUACUCUUCGACCCGCGGCCUGGCUUGAGGCAGGCGAGCUUUGCGCCGCGGCGCAGUCACACCAUUUGCGGUCGUCUCAAUCGCCUGACCGACUGCUCUGGCUUCAAGGUGCCUGGUCCGUCGGGCAGACAGCCACGCCAUUUGCCUCACCUGCUGACGGGCGUCAGCAGUCACUCUGGCCUAGCGUGUGCCAGGGCCGUCUGUGCACGAGUGUGCACGGCAGGCACAGGCCGGCGGGCCCCAGACGAAGGGUGAACUGCAGCCGCGGCGGCCGCUGCCGUCGCCGAUCCUAA